AGAGGAUAGCACAAUAAAUGAUCAAAAUAUUCUGGAGCAUACUGGCAAGUUCUUACAAGAACUUCUUUCAUCGUUAGGCAUCGAUUGUGAUUAUUCCGUCGACCGAAAGCCCCCAACAACAACAACAACAACAACAACAACAACAACAGCUGCUGCUCCUCCUAGCACUAGCGAAACUACAACAUCACCAACACAAGAAGAAGCAAGUGCGUCAGCAUCAACAAGCACUGAACCAAAGCCAACACCACCACCCAUCUCAACUGCUCAAGACUCAUCAUUUGAAAAAUUGGCAUCCAUGUUUAGCACGAUGUUGGGUGACGAUCAAAGUAAUCUGAAAGCAGCUCACAUCGCCGAGGAACAAGAGCGUGAGAAGAGAAAAGUGGAUGAAUGUAUUGAACGCAUGACAGCAAUGGGUUUCAUGGAUACGAAUGGCGUCUUAACAGAGUUGAUUAAAUCACGCAAAGGAGAUCUUAAUCAGGUGUUGGAUGCAUUGAAUCCAAGAAUUGGUCAAUUAGUUGAAUAUACUAAUUUCACAAACGACAACUCAUCAUCAGAUUACGAACAAAUGCUUUUAAUGAAAGAACAGCGGCAUGUAGUAAUAACUGGUGCAUUCUCGACUGUGGAACACAUGCAAAUGUUAAUUGAUCAUACUGCUAAUCUAACAAAUUCAAACAAUCUCAUCACAUUAUCCUCAUCAUCUUUUGUAUUAGAUUCAAAUCCACUAAUGAUUACGAUUAAAUUAUGUGAUGUAUGUAAAGAAGGAGGUGCAAAAGCCAUUAUUGCGGGUAAAGGGAAUGGAGAUGACGAUUUAACACUGACAGCUAUUUCAUACGUAUCUGAUUUUUAUAAUAUUCCAAUAUUAUCCAUUAGUUCGAGAGAAAAUAUCUUUUCGGAUAAAUCACUGUAUAAUUUUAUUGUUCGAUUGGUACCACCCUAUUUAUAUGAAGCAGAUGCAUGGUAUUCAAUAGUUCGUGCGAUGAAAUAUACAAAAGUUGUAUUAGUUUACAGUCACGACGAAGAAGGACGAAUGGUUGCAUCGAGAUUUCAAAUGUUGAGUGAUGAUUCAAACAUUCAAAUCGAACGUAUGGAAGAGUAUGACCCUGUUAAUACAAAUUUUACGUCGUUAAUUUACAACUUGACAGCUGAAGAUCGUUUAUUAUCACGUGUUUUCAUUGUGCAUACACGCGUUGAAGAUGUUGAUCAAAUGUUAAACGCCAUUGUUCAUUUGAAUCAUUUAGACAAUUUUGUUUGGAUUUUGAACGAAAGAGCAUUAAUGUCAAACAGUUCUGCAUUAUUCGAUGGAUUACUCGGUGUUAAACUGCAUGAUACAUUCAGCGAAGAAAAUUUGUUAUAUGACGCUGCAUUGUUAUUGUCAAAUACAUUUAUCAAGUUUGCCGAUAAAACAAAUUUUUGGACAAAGAAACCAGUGGUUAAUUGUGCUUUGACAGAACCAUGGACUGAUGGAAAAGAAGUUUAUAAAACUUUAUUAAAUACCACUCUGAUAAACGGUUUAACUGGAGCAAUUGAAUUAAAUGAAGAAGGAGACAGAAUUGAAUCUCAAUAUGAAAUAAUUAAUAUUCAAAAUAAGCAAAGAAAGGUCAUUGGCAAUUAUCGUUCAAAUGCGGUUGAUAAAACAGAAUUACGACUGUCUGAACAUGAUAUUCUUUGGCCUGGUAAUAAUCAACGAAAACCCGACGGCAUUAGAACACGAAGAAAUGUUUCAGUUGUUACAAUACCUGCAAAACCAUUUAUAUUUACACGUGCUGGCGACGAUUGCACUGGAGAUGAUGAAGUACCUUGUCCAAGACGAAAAUUGAAUGAUUCUGAUAUUCAGGAACAAUAUUGUUGUCGUGGUUAUUGUAUCGAUUUAUUGCAGAAAUUAGCGAAAAAUUUAAGUUUUGCAUUUACUGUACAUUUAGUUGCUGAUAACAAAUAUGGAGCAUUGGAAGCAGAAGGAAAUGAUCCCGUAAAAAAGUGGAAUGGCAUGGUUGGUGAAUUAUUAAAUUAUCAGGCUGAUAUGAUUAUUGCACCUCUUACCAUUAAUCCAGAACGUGCUGAAGAUAUUGAAUUUACUAAACCAUUCAAAUAUCACGGCAUAACAAUCCUAGUACGAAAGAAUACAAGUAGAUCAAAUUUAGCAUCAUUUUUGCAGCCAUUUGAAAAAGCUCUGUGGAUUAUGGUGUUGUUAUCUGUUCAUGUUGUUGCUGUUGUUUUGUAUUUAUUGGAUCGUUUUUCACCUUUUGGACGAUUUAAAUUAGCAACAAAGAAGAAUACGGUUAGCCACCCGCAUAAUGAUCGUGCUUUCGAAGAUAAUCGAAGUGAAGAAGAUGCACUAAAUUUAUCACGAGCAUUGUGGUUUACAUGGGGUAUCUUACUCAAUUCCGGCAUUGGGGAAGGCACACCAAGAAGUUUUAGUGCUCGAGUGCUUGGUAUGGUUUGGGCAGGAUUUGCAAUGAUUAUGGUAGCAUCUUACACUGCCAACUUGGCAGCCUUCUUAGUGUUAGAUCGACCAGAAGCAAGCAUUUCGGGAAUAAAUGAUGCUAGGCUACGAAAUCCGCAAGAUAAUUUUUCCUAUGCAACAGUGAAAGGUAGUUCCGUGGACAUGUAUUUUAAACGGCAAGUAGAAUUGUCAACAAUGUAUCGAACAAUGGAAAGGAGAAACUAUCAGACCGCUGAAGAAGCUAUCGAAGAGUUGAAAGACGAUCAUUUACAUGCUUUCAUUUGGGAUUCUCCACGACUGGAAUAUGAAAGUAGUCAAGACUGUGAUUUAGUCACAGCAGGAGAAUUAUUUGGUCGAUCAAGUUAUGGUAUUGCUCUACGAAAACAAGAUGCUUGGAUAAAUCCCUUGUCACAUGCAAUCUUAACAUUUCAUGAGACUGGAUUGAUGGAAGUUUUUGAUAAUCAGUGGAUUUAUAAUAGUUCAAAACAAUGUUCCGAUAAAAGUUCAUCACCAGCUACUCUCGGCCUAGACAAUAUGCUGGGUUCGUUUGUUUAUAUAUUUGUUUAUUUUCAACUAAAAUUAUCUUGCAUUGAAAUUGCGUUUAAACGACACAAAGAAAAACGUGACCAUGAACUUGAAUUGGGACGUAAUGCUCUUCUACAUUGGCGAAAAAAAGUUCAAAAACGAAAACUACAAUUGUCAAUUCAAGAUUCAUCUGAUCAACAAAUACCAAAGGAGGAUUCAUUUGAUAAAGAUCAACAAAUUAAAAAAUAUCGUUCAUAUGAGACAAAUUUUAGUUCAAAAAUAAAUCAAAAUACAGAUAAUACAAUACCAAUUCAUGUUAAAAAACGAUUUACAUAUCAACAAGGAAAACGGACUGAAGAUAAGGAAGAUACAGUUUUGCCAUUUCAUUAA
This is a messenger RNA of Didymodactylos carnosus, 3355 nucleotides long. Lineage: Eukaryota; Metazoa; Rotifera; Eurotatoria; Philodinida; Philodinidae. The record is from the annotation of a GenBank genome assembly.